Messenger RNA from Gamsiella multidivaricata, 927 nucleotides. RefSeq lists its product as uncharacterized. The transcript has 5 exons. NCBI's taxonomy places the organism in Eukaryota, Fungi, Mortierellomycota, Mortierellomycetes, Mortierellales, Mortierellaceae. The record is from RefSeq and is a predicted model, not a curated record. The coding region runs from base 1 to 927 and encodes 308 amino acids.
AUGGUUAACCGAAUGAGUAUCAUUCGUUUGACCUUGGACGGAAGUCUCUUCAAGGAACCCCUGCAUGAUGUCUACAACAAUGGCUGCGGAUUUGAUCCUAUUGUCCCUCUGCUCGAAGCACUCAUCAUCGACUCUGCACUCUCCUCAGAGAAGAAAAGCGCUAAAUCGGAAUUCAGGAUUUUCCUCAAGUAUUGCACCUCGGUCAACAAAUUGAACCUGAGAUCCGACGAUCGAUAUCUCUUGCUGAACUUCAUAAAGGCCAAGAUCGGCCUUUUCCUGCGGCUCAAGAAGAUGACAUUGAAUUGCAAGGAACGUACCAUAGCCAUCGGCUCUUCCAAAGGCAAGACACACCGUUAUCCAAAGGGCGGACCAAGCGCAUCGCUCGGGCUGGAGGUAUUCGAAGACAAGGGCUUCAAGCACUUGGACAUUGUCAACAUAAAGACCAAUUUUCCUGAUUGUUCUGGUGCACCUACCAUACCGACCGAUAUCGCGAUGCGAGCAGUUCUUCCUGUGGUCAGGCCUAGCUAUCUCUGGAAAGCGCCUAAUAAAUACGGGCUAUUCCAUCAAACAAAUGGAGACGAACGGAGCGUUCAGCGACGAUCUUGUCGGCCUGUUGAAAACGAAGAUGGGGGCAAGAGACCACGAUUCACGUCCCUGAUGCUGCUUCGAGCAUCACUGACACUUGAAGGCCUUCAGCGCAUGCGCUGGGUCAUCGGCCAUUCAAGAAACAUUGAGCUUCAAAGGAGCCAACGUUCCCUGGAGAUACUAGUCGACAAAGUUCCAGGCAACAAGAACUCAGUCGCACCAUUGAAGACGUUACGCCUUGAGGGCAUGAAACUAGCCGAGUCCACCAAUCCAAAGGCACUCUGGUCGCUGCUAGCGACCCUGGAGGGAAAGGUGCCCGAUGUGAGCAUCGAAGGAUUGUGA